GUGUUCCAUACAUUAUCUUCGGCCUAAGGUGACAAUGUGUGCCGAUGUUUUUAAAUGCACACUUGUAAACCAUGGGGGUAACAGUAGAUUUUCAGAAUGACGGAUGCGCUAUACUAACGAUGAGAAAUGGACAGAAUCGAUGGAAUUUAACGACAUUGAAACAAUUUAACGACGCCUUGGACGAAGUGGAAAAAAACGAGUCUGCUCGUAUUUUGGUGACCACGGGGGAAGGUAAAUUCUACAGUAAUGGAAUUGAUGUGGACUGGAGAAAGAUACAACGGCAAGAGAUCAUUGCAAAGUUCAACAUCGUCCUGUGGGACACCAUGUGGAGGGUCAUGCACUUUCCGCUUCCCACAGUGGCCGCCAUUAACGGGCACUGUUUUGCUGGCGGAGCUUUCCUUGCAAUGUGUCAUGAUUACCGGGUGAUGCGAUCUGAUCGCGGAUGGAUAUCUUGGAAUGAAAUGUUGAUUAGCAUUCGUAUCCGAGGGCCAUCCUAUGAAAUUUUACAACGGAAAUUAAGUAGAGAGGCCUUACGAGAGUCUGUCAUUUUUGCCAAAAGAAUAACAGGCCCGGAAGCUGUAAAGCUGAAGAUCGUAGAUAAGAUUGAAUUGGAGACGAACUUAAUAUCCAGAAGUAAACAGAUAGGAUUUGAAGCUCUCGGAAAAAAUGUGAUCAAAAGAGAUGAUUUACAAAUCAUGAAGAAAGACAUGAUACCACGGAAAUUUGAUGUAUCCAAACUUUGAAGAAUUAAACAUGUCGUAAAUUCGUAA
Ostrea edulis (European flat oyster) is the source of this 770-nucleotide messenger RNA. RefSeq lists its product as uncharacterized. NCBI's taxonomy places the organism in Eukaryota, Metazoa, Mollusca, Bivalvia, Ostreida, Ostreidae. The transcript is spliced from 4 exons. The record is from RefSeq and is a predicted model, not a curated record. Gene Ontology annotation, biological process: fatty acid beta-oxidation. Gene Ontology annotation, cellular component: peroxisome. Bases 72 to 743 code for a protein of 223 amino acids. Gene Ontology annotation, molecular function: delta(3)-delta(2)-enoyl-CoA isomerase activity; enoyl-CoA hydratase activity.